AUGGCUCCUCACAACGACGUCGAAGCCUUCCAUGAGGCCCUCCGCUCCAGUAAACGUAUCCUCGCCCUCUGCGGUGCUGGUCUCUCAGCUUCAUCCGGCCUUCCAACUUUCCGAGGUGCCGGUGGUCUUUGGAGGAACUACGAUGCUACUUCCCUUGCUACUCUUCGCGCUUUCAACAAUGACCCUGGUCUUGUCUGGAUGUUUUAUGGCUACAGACGUCAUAUGGCACUGCGUGCUCAGCCGAAUCCUGCGCAUUACGCUUUGGCGAAGCUUGCCGAGAAGAACGAGGACUUUCUGUGUUUGACCCAGAAUGUUGACAAUAUAUCCCCAAGAGCAAACCACCCACCAGAGCAACUUCGUACUCUGCAUGGCUCUCUGUUCGACAUUAAGUGCAACAACGAAAAUUGCUCGUGGAUCGAGCGAGACAACUACAAGGAUCCAUUCUUCCCUGCUAUAGCGCAGGCGUCCGAGGAUGUUGAGCCUGGUAAACCAUUUCCGCUUCUCGACGCCAACAGUCCUCUAGAACCAAUUCCCCGUGAUGAGAUCCCCAAAUGCCCCGAGUGCAAGACGGGCCUACAGAGACCUGGCGUUGUGUGGUUUGGAGAGAAUCUAGACGAGACCAUGAUAAUGGGCAUCACAAACUGGCUUUUGAAGGAUAAAGUUGAUUUGAUGCUUGUCAUCGGCACGUCGGCCCAAGUCUAUCCCGCUGCAGGCUACAUUGACAAGGCCAGGCGCAAAGGCGCCCGUAUCGCAGUCAUCAAUCCCGAGGCUGAGAAUGAGGAGGAGAUGUACAAGGUCAAGCCUGGCGAUUUUGCAUUUGGUCAGGAUGCUGCAGAGUAUCUACCUCUUCUUUUGGAGCCGGUCAUUGGGAAGCUUGACAAGGAGGAGAAUUGA
This is a messenger RNA of Fusarium venenatum, 894 nucleotides long. Its product is annotated as DHS-like NAD/FAD-binding domain-containing protein. Gene Ontology annotation, cellular component: nucleus. Gene Ontology annotation, molecular function: protein-succinyllysine desuccinylase activity; protein-malonyllysine demalonylase activity; histone deacetylase activity, NAD-dependent. Lineage: Eukaryota; Fungi; Ascomycota; Sordariomycetes; Hypocreales; Nectriaceae. The record is from RefSeq and is a predicted model, not a curated record.